CAAAGAACCACGGGAUGUGGGUGGGAUCGCAUAUUUGGACUUACUUCAGAGAGCUGAAUGCUUUUUCAGGUUACGGUCAAAUGCUAGUGAGGGCAGAAGUUUUGGUCUAACUUUGGAAAUAGACUUGGCUUAAUAACAGGCAGAGCUAAUAGCUUAUCGAAAUAUCAAGUCUUGUUUUACGGGAGGAAGGCGGAGCCACAGAAGACCGGAAAAAGGCGAAGGGGCGGGGCCUACAUGACUCGUGGAUUUGGGGGCGAGGCCAGAGCAAUGACCCUCAAGGUCCCACUUGUGCAGACCGGAGUGGCAGUGAGGGCUUUCUCGGCUUUUCCGCUUCGCUGACCUGACGGGAUGACGGAGGACGCGCUACGUAGGGCCAGCUCCGCCUUAGCCGAGUGUUGGUGUUGGCUAGGGGUUGACUUAUUACCUCUGCCCGAGGACAGUACGACAGAUUGAAGGGGAGCCACGACGUGCACUGCACCUCGAGUGCGACUGUGGAUUCAAUCGUAGGCGUGAACUCCUUAAAUUGGGAAGAUGCUGGUGGUGGAGGUCGCUAAUGGCCGCUCGCUGGUGUGGGGAGCCGAGGCCGUGCAGGCGCUGCGGGAGCGCCUGGGAGUCGGGGGACGCACGGUGGGCGCCCUGCCCCGCGGGCCCCGCCAGAACUCGCGCCUGGGCCUUCCGCUUCUGCUGCUGCCCGAAGAAGCCCGGCUCCUGGCCGAGAUAGGCGCCGUGACCCUAGUCAGCGCCCCGCGCCCGGAUCCCCGCAACCAUGGCUUGGCCCUAGCAUCGUUCAAACGCCAGCAAGAGCAGAGUUUCCAGGAUCAGAACACUUUGGCAGCCGAGGCGCGGGAGACCCGGCGUCAGGAGCUUCUAGAGAAGAUCGUAGAGGGCCAGGCUGCCAAGAAGCAGAAGCUGGAACAGGAUUCAGGGGCAGAUGAGGAAGGCCAAGAAGCCGGUGGAAGUGAAGCUACCCAAGGGAGUAGUGAGACCAGUGAUGAUGGCCAGGCUUCUGCGGAGCAGGAGGGAGCAGAUUCUUCAUCUCCCCAACCAGGACCUUCAAAUGGGGUGACUCCCUUGCCCAGAUCAGCCCUGCUUAUCCAGCUGGCCACUGCCAGGCCUCGGCCUGUAAAAGCUAAGCCUCUGGACUGGCGUGUGCAGUCCAAAGACUGGCCCCAUGCUGGCCGUCCUGCCCACGAGCUGCGCUACAGCAUCUACAGAGACCUGUGGGAGAGAGGUUUCUUCCUCAGCGCUGCAGGGAAGUUUGGUGGUGACUUCCUGGUCUAUCCUGGUGAUCCGCUGCGUUUCCACGCUCACUACAUUGCUCAGUGCUGGUCUGCUGAGGACCCCAUCCCACUUCAGGACCUGGUCUCUGCAGGCCGCCUGGGGACCAGUGUCAGGAAGACCCUGCUUCUCUGCUCCCCUCAGCCUGAUGGGAAGGUGGUCUACACAUCCCUGCAGUGGGCCAGCCUGCAGUGAGCUGGAGACUGACGGGGAUAUGGCUGUGUGUGGCAAGAACCCUCUUUGAUGGUCACCCCAGCUCACCUCUGCACGGAGGCUUGCGCUCUCCUGCUCUGCCUGGUUCGUUCCGAUUCCAGGGUUUUGAACACUACAUCCUUUGUGUUUGUGUUUUGGUUUUGUUUUUCCUGUUUUAAGGCGAUCACUACCUGUGUUAUUCUGUAUCCCUGUUCCCAAACUGAGCUUGUUGAGAAUGGAGACUGCUUUUGUUUGGCUUUUGUGUUUCUUGCAGGGCUUAGGUCCCAGCAGUUCUCAAUAA
Messenger RNA from Mus pahari (shrew mouse), 1771 nucleotides. RefSeq names its product tRNA splicing endonuclease subunit 34 (gene Tsen34). Gene Ontology annotation, biological process: tRNA-type intron splice site recognition and cleavage; tRNA splicing, via endonucleolytic cleavage and ligation. The coding region runs from base 532 to 1473 and encodes 313 amino acids. The transcript is spliced from 5 exons. The record is from RefSeq and is a predicted model, not a curated record. Gene Ontology annotation, cellular component: tRNA-intron endonuclease complex. Gene Ontology annotation, molecular function: nucleic acid binding; tRNA-intron lyase activity. Lineage: Eukaryota; Metazoa; Chordata; Mammalia; Rodentia; Muridae.